This is a messenger RNA of Rhizopus microsporus ATCC 52813, 513 nucleotides long. RefSeq lists its product as uncharacterized. Lineage: Eukaryota; Fungi; Mucoromycota; Mucoromycetes; Mucorales; Rhizopodaceae. The record is from RefSeq and is a predicted model, not a curated record. Bases 1 to 513 code for a protein of 170 amino acids. The transcript has a single exon.
AUGAAAAACCCAUACAUCAUCGUAGCUAUCGCAGCUUUUUUAAUUGCUUUUGUCUGUGCUGCUGAAGAUGAUAACUCAAAGCCAACUGGAAUUCACACAGCACCAGGUAUUGUUUGCCCAAUGACGGUUUGUCCAACAAAUACAUUGUCCAAGAGAGACAAACCUGCUUGUCCUGUUUCAUGCCCAGAUAAUUGCCGUAUAAUUGACGAUGACUGCUGUCCUGGUGUUCAAAAGGCCGUCUGUUAUCCUGCAUCUGCCUCACAAAGUCAUAGCGCUGUUCCUACUUCUGCAUCAUCUGCUAUCACAAGCGCUGUUCCUACUGCUUCCAGUGCUUCAGUUUCUUCUGCUGCUUCCACUGUAGUUCCUUCAGCUUCAGCUUCAUCUACUGCUCCUUCCGCUCCCGUAUCACCUGCAGCUUCUUCUCCUUCUCCAAGUGCUGCCAACUCUAUUCAAUUGACUAUAUCUACUUCUAUCAUCGCAGCCAUUAUUGUUGCAGGUCUUCAAUGUCUUUAG